This is a messenger RNA of Ruditapes philippinarum (Manila clam), 2205 nucleotides long. RefSeq names its product synaptotagmin-1-like. Gene Ontology annotation, biological process: calcium-ion regulated exocytosis; cellular response to calcium ion; regulation of calcium ion-dependent exocytosis. Gene Ontology annotation, cellular component: membrane. Gene Ontology annotation, molecular function: calcium ion binding; clathrin binding; SNARE binding. The record is from RefSeq and is a predicted model, not a curated record. Lineage: Eukaryota; Metazoa; Mollusca; Bivalvia; Venerida; Veneridae. The transcript has 6 exons. The coding region runs from base 98 to 1789 and encodes 563 amino acids.
AAAGAUACAUUAGGGGAAUUCAUAUCAUUCCGCGAAUUAUAAUGAAAUACAUAUCACAUUCGAUCGCUUCUGUUAUUUUCUAAACAAAAUCAUGUAAAUGUUUAUCAUACAUGACAGCUUCUCGUAUCGAGCGCAAUCAGUUCCUGCCAUAAUAAUUGACCCAAUCGCCUAUGUAACUCUGAUUAGACAGCUUUUUUUGAUAUCCAAUAUGGAAUUGGAAAAUAAGAAGUACGCGGAUUACUUAAUAGUGGUUUAUAUCGCUGCACCGAUUGCUACAGUGUUAUUGCUUUUAGUGUGUGUUUACGUUUACUGCUAUCGUCGCUCGAGACUGACAUGGUAUGAGAAAUAUCUAUUGGAAGAACAACAGCGACAGUCGUCUGCGGGGACAUCAGAAAGCGCGGGAAGUAGUGGUAGUACGAGACGCGGAAUUAUUGGUGUUACACGAAAUAAGAAAUCGAGCAAACGGAUUUAUUUUAAAGAUUCGAAACCGAUACAACCAAUCGUGGAGGUCAUUAAAAGUUUGAAAAAAUUAACCACGAGGCUGAAGUCCUCGGGUGAAAAUGGUUCGAAAGAGUGUGAAAAUAAAACGGAGUGGAUAGUUUGUUCUAGAAAGCGAAUGGGAUCUAGCCCCAGUUCACCUGUGCAUGAUCCGGCGGAAGAGAAAUUCUGGGUUCCGCCGGCGGUAUUAGACAGGAAAAGAGCGCAGAGUCUUGUUCCGACGACGACGCAGGCAGAAAGUGAAGAAGACCCCAAUGAGGGGCCCGUACGACCACGGGGUCUCCGUGAAUUCACGUAUAGCUUCCAAUCAACACCUAUCAUAAGCACUGAUGGCCUGCCCUCUCCAAUGCCACCUGGUAAUAGGCAACGUCGUGCAUCAAUGCAAGACGCUAUAGAUUUUCGGAAAAUAGAUUCAAAACUUUACGAUAGAAGGUCGUUACAAAGACAACAGUCUGUCGCAAGCAUCGAGGAGGAUCCUCUUGGAAGUAUUAACUUUAGUAUCGAAUUUAACUACGAAACAAGCUUGCUCACUGUGUACCUUGUUGAAGCAGAAAAUCUUGUAUCACGUGACUUUAGUGGAACUUCUGAUCCAUAUUGUAAAGUAUGCGUUCUUCCCGACAGACGAAAUCAGCUGAAAAGCAAAGUUCAUAGGAAAACUACGAAUCCUGUUUUUGACGAAGAAUUUAUUUUUGAAAUUGACCCAGAUAUGUUACAUACCAUGACUCUCGAAUUGCUCAUUUUUGACUAUGACCAGUUUUCGCGACAUGACUGCAUUGGACAAGUUAAAUUGCCCCUAGAUAAUGUGGAUUUUUCUCAGCGACAAACGUACUGGAAACCUAUUGCCAAAAGGGAACAAAAAGGAAUAUCAACGAAUGGUGACCUAAUAUUUUCUCUAGGCUACUUGUCUAGUGCUGAAAGAUUAACAGUUGUGGUAAUGAAAGCCAGAAACUUACGACACACUGAAGAAGGCAAAAUAACAAUGGAUCCCUAUGUAAAGGUUUUGCUCAGCUUUGGUAACGGCAAGAAAUCAAAAAAGAAGAAGACAUCAACGAAGCACAAUGUACUCACGCCCGUGUGGAACGAGGCGUUAACCUUUAAUCUGCCAAAAGACUUCUUGAAUUCCGUUUCUCUGGAGUUCCAUGUAUGUCAUGACAAUAAAAUGGGAAAUGAUGAAAUUCUAGGACAAACAAAGAUCUCGAAAGAUUCAAAUGGGGAUGAAAGAUUACACUGGGAUGAAAUGGUGAACUGCAGAAGUGCAAUUGCUAGAUGGCAUACCCUCACGUCGUCGUGAUGAUUUCACAAUUCAAGCUAAUCUUGUGAAAAACCAAACUUGUUUCUUUGAGGUCAGCUGGAGAUCUUAAAUUUAUUUACUUAUAUUGGAUGUGAGACACCGAUAUAUCUGUUUUGUUAUUGUUUAACAGCGUCGGAGUACCCGGACAAUAUAUUGAGGAGUAUUUACACUAUUUGAUCAGGAAAAGGAAACAGUUAUGGUCACGUGAUACAGAACUCAUAUUGUACCAAUCUUUGUUAUACCUUUUAUACCAGUCGGUUAUGUUUUGUUUAUUACCUGUCUCUUCCCGCUUGUUAAAUUAAAGUCUUAACAUCCCAAGUUUGUUACAAAAACAUCAGUAAACGUUUCUAAUAUAUGACUUUGUAAUCAAACAUAUUGUUGUUAAUGAAAACAAAUAAAGUGAUAUAGACAAUGAA